Molecule: messenger RNA, 1808 nt
Organism: Sardina pilchardus (European sardine)
Lineage: Eukaryota; Metazoa; Chordata; Actinopteri; Clupeiformes; Clupeidae
Exons: 11
Coding region: 194-1285 (363 amino acids)
Molecular function (GO): oxidoreductase activity
Source: RefSeq, a predicted model, not a curated record
UGGCCCCGUGACAUUGUCUUUCUGGAAAUGCCGGUGGAGCUCGCACAUGCUCUGCAUGCUUUUAUUCGCUAAAUAGUUUAAAACCUGGCUGACUUGAUCGUACUAGGUGUUUCCACCUUUAAACAGAGAGUGUCUGUCCGAAACGAAACCAGCUGGCAUAUAUGACAAACAGGGAGCAGACACAGACAACAGCAUGAGUAUGACCAGGUGUCUUAUUGCCCAGGCGGAGGUGCAGGCGUUCAUCGAGCGGUGCAUGCUGAGCGUGGGCACCAGACCCAGCCAUGCCCGCAGCCUGGCAGAGGUGCUGGUGGAGGGAGACCGGAGAGGGCACUACAGCCACGGCCUCAACCGGAUGGAUGUGUACGUUAAGGAAGUCAAAGCGGGCAUCUGCGCCAAGGACGGCGAGCCGGUCAUCGAAAGGGAGACGGCGGCCACCGGUCUGGUGGACGGGAGGAACCUGCUGGGUCCGGUGGUAGGAAACUUCUGUAUGAGCCUGGCCCUGCAGAAGGCCCGGGACGUGGGCAUCGGCUGGGUGGUGGCACAAGGCUCCAAUCACUACGGCAUCGCUGGUCACUACGCCAUGCAGGCCGUGAAAGAGAACAUGAUCGGCAUGUCCUAUACAAACACUUCUCCACUGGUGGUCCCUACCAGAGCUAAAGAGUGCACUCUUGGGACCAACCCCAUCAGCGUAGCGGCUCCAGCUAAACACGGAGACAGCUUUGUGCUGGACAUGGCGACGUCUGCAGUGGCGCUGGGAAAGGUGGAGCUCCACCACAGGAACGGUACCUCCAUCCCAGAGGGCUGGGGCUGUGACUCAGAGGGCAAGCUGAGCACUGACCCUAGCAAGGUGCUGGAUGGAGGCGGCCUGGUGCCCAUUGGAGGGAGUGAGACCACAGGAGGAUACAAGGGCUUUGGCUUGGGCCUGAUGGUGGAGGUGUUCUGUGGAAUGCUGGCAGGGUCUGACUACAGCCGCCACAUUCGGACGUGGAGGGUGACGGAUCGGGCUGCUAAUCUGGGUCAGUGUUUUGUAGUGAUAAACCCAGAGAACUUUGCUCCAGGUUUCAACGACAGAAUGUCAGACCUGCUGUCUUUACACAGACAUUUGGAGCCUGCCGAGGCUGAGCUGCCGGUUGUUGCGCCCGGAGAUCCAGAGAGAAUUCAUAUUGAAAAAUGUAAUUCUCUCGGUGGCAUACCUUACCAUCUCAGUGUGGUCAACUACAUGAAUACUUUCGCCGAAAGCAUAGGGGUCAGUCCCCUGCUCUCAGUGGACAAGGUGAUUGAAUAACAACUGAUUGGCUGGAGUGUUAGCUCAAGUCCUGCACUUUGCACGAUGAGGCUUGAAAAAGGUGACCUGUCCUCAUCAAGGAGAAGCCAAAGGUGGGCUCAGUUAUGUGCUGUAGAAGAAUGUCCUCACCCUCUUUCCUCAGGAUGACCAUCUUUAAAGAGAGUUAUAAAGACUUAUGAUAUGGGAAACUGUAGGAUGCAGUAUAUGCACAUAUGAAUUUAUGGACAAACGGGUAGUUUCAGUGUUUUUAAUCUUAGCUCAGAUAUGCUAAUUUGAAAUAAUCUUUUACACUGGAGCCACAGGGUAUUUUAAGGAUUUGAAGAUAGAAAUGAUUUUAUAUGUAAUAAAAAUUAAAAUAUAUGAUUUAUUCAUAUGCAAUAUCACACAUUAUUGGUGCUACACCACAGUAGGUGACACUGUGGUAAUUUAUUUUAGGGCAUUCAGUUCGCUUCAGAUCUCAGGACAAAAAUGUAUCUGUAAAACAUUCAACGAUGAAAUAAAACAUUUUAAGAUUUCCUUAAAA